CGUCCUUAGUGGAGCGAGUUUAGAAGCUAAGCUGUUGUAACAGCUUAGUAGUCAGAGCAUAAGGCAAUAACGCUAAUAGGAAAUCCGACGUGCACUUUCACGUUCAGCGGCUUCCACGAUGGACAAUGUACCUCCGCCUCAGCACCCACCUCCACCUCCAUCUUGUCGAGAAGACAAUAUAUCAACACCAACUAUAAUAAUGCCGCCUUCACCUCCACCUCGACAGCUGUCCAAAUCCUUGAGAUCGACGAGCACAGUACCCCCACCUCCUCCAAUGCCUUCUGGAGCCUUUGAGCCCAUAGACAAAGCACACUACUGGCAGUUCCUCAAAGACACGAAAACAAACAUGCCUGGUGAACCCUUCCAACCCUUCCACAUGUUCUUCUACGGUUCACUCAUGGAUCCUGAGGUCCUCCAAGCAAUUCUCGAUCUCCCGGAACUCCCGACUACAAGGCCUGCUACCAUUUCUGGUUUCAGUAUCAAGAUGUGGGGCAUAUACCCAACACUAAUACCCUGCUACUCUGGCAGCGUGACUGGUACUUUGUGGAAGGUGACCUCGGAAGCCCAGUUCGACCGUUUGGCGGCUUACGAGACUGCCGCUUAUAGAUGGGAUAAGUGCAAUGCAGUUUUGGAAGGUGGUAAGGUCCUCGAAAAUUGUCGUACAUUCUGCUGGGCGGGCGAACCUGACAGUAAGGAACUUGAAGACGGUAGUUUCGAUCUGGAACGUUAUCAGAAGUACUUCAAGCCUUCUGUUACUAGGCGGCGGUCGCUAGUACCGUAAGCGACGGUUUGAAGCGGUGGAAGCAAGACUUUCCGACGAUUGAGUCGUGAAUAGCGCAUGAAAUUGUUUUUGCACACGAUGCAAAGUUGAGGAAUGUGGCAAAUAUAAAAGUGUCAGAC
Messenger RNA from Alternaria alternata, 900 nucleotides. RefSeq lists its product as hypothetical. The transcript has a single exon. The coding region runs from base 119 to 781 and encodes 220 amino acids. Lineage: Eukaryota; Fungi; Ascomycota; Dothideomycetes; Pleosporales; Pleosporaceae. The record is from RefSeq and is a predicted model, not a curated record.